AUGAGCUUUCGGGAUCUGGAAGCAGGAAGGGGCUCGGGUUUUUCAAGGCGUGACAUCGUCAAUGGCAAGCAGGACCCGACCCAAGCCGUGGCCUCAGGCAUUUUCCAGAUCAACACCGCCGUAUCCACCUUUCAGAGGCUCGUCAACACCAUCGGUACCCCCAAGGACACGCCCGAGCUCCGCGAAAAGCUGCACAAGACAAGACUACAUAUUGGUCAAUUGGUGAAGGAUACUUCAGAAAAACUUAAACAAGUUAGUGAAAGAGAUCAUCAUACUGAAGUCAAUAAGGCUCAACGGCUUGCAGCUGAGAGAGAAACAGCGUACGCUCCUUUUGUUCCCCAAGCAGUUCUUCCGUCCAGCUACACUGCUAGUGAGAUAGAUAUAAGCUCAGAUAAGAGUCCCGAACAGCGUGCUCUUCUUGUGGAAUCUAGAAGACAGGAGGUCGUGCUAUUGGACAAUGAGAUUUCCUUCAAUGAGGCUAUCAUCGAGGAAAGAGAACAAGGAAUACAAGAAAUCCAGCAGCAAAUUGGUGAAGUGAAUGAGAUUUUUAAAGAUCUUGCUAUAUUGGUUCAUGAGCAAGGAACCAUGAUUGAUGAUAUAGGCUCCAAUAUUGAGGGUGCCCAUGCUGCUACUGGCCAGGCAAAGUCCCAACUUGUUAAGGCCUCAAAGACCCAAAGAUCAAAUUCAUCUCUGAAAAGAGGCCACAGCCAUUUACAAACAAAGCCUAAGCACGAAAGCGGUAGGCGAAGAACACAAACUGUGAGGGACAACCCCGAAACCCAGAACACAAACCAACAAACCCCACAACGAGGCAAACAAGAAGGAACCAAGGGACCAGGGUUAGCUUGGAAUACCCCAGUUCUAAGCAACCUGUAA
Prunus armeniaca (apricot) is the source of this 876-nucleotide messenger RNA. The record is from the annotation of a GenBank genome assembly. NCBI's taxonomy places the organism in Eukaryota, Viridiplantae, Streptophyta, Magnoliopsida, Rosales, Rosaceae.